Messenger RNA from Gavialis gangeticus (Gharial), 1812 nucleotides. Its product is annotated as extracellular tyrosine-protein kinase PKDCC-like. Gene Ontology annotation, molecular function: ATP binding; non-membrane spanning protein tyrosine kinase activity. The record is from RefSeq and is a predicted model, not a curated record. Gene Ontology annotation, biological process: protein phosphorylation. The transcript is spliced from 7 exons. Lineage: Eukaryota; Metazoa; Chordata; Crocodylia; Gavialidae. The annotation marks the transcript as partial.
GCGCUGGCGCUCAAGGCGGUGCACGGCGCUGCGGGCGGGGACGUGAGCCGCUGCGUGCGGCGCCACCGCGCUCCCGCCGCCUGCAGCCGCCUGGCCGCCUACAAGCUGCUCAAGGAGCUGGUGCUGCUGCGCCGCCUGCGCCACCCCGGCGUCGUCCAGUUGUAUGGCCAAUGCUAUGAUAAUAGUGCCCAUCCCAACAUAAGGGUCACAGCAAUGCUGGAGCUGGGAUCCCCUCUGGAGAUGAUUCAGCUUCUGCAAACCACCUGGGAGGAGAGAUUUAAAGUUUGCCUUAGUCUCGUGAAAUUGCUGUUUUACUUGGCACAUUCCCCUCUGGGUUCAAUAGUCCUCUUGGAUUUCCAACCAAGACAGUUUGUUAUGGUGGAUGGAAACCUAAAAGUGACAGACUUGGAUGAUGCCAGCACUGAGGAACUGUCAUGCAAAGAUGAUAAUGACUGCAUGCUAGACUUCCCCACAAAAAGCUUCAUUCUCAAGUGUUCUGCAGCUGGGAAAUGUGAAGGGAUAAAUGAAAAGAAGAAUCUUUUCAAUGCAUAUCGGUAUUUCUUCACAUAUCUUUUGCCGCAUACUGCGCCUCCUGGUUUGCAGCCCUUUCUAAGUGAUAUUCUGAAUGCAACAGGUGACUUACGAUAUGGAAUAAAUGAAACCCUCAGAGCUUUUGAAAAGGUUUUACAUUUGUACAAAACUGGGGUAUAUUUGCAGAAAAGGUCUCCUGUAUUACAAGAAUAUAUCUCCCUAAAGGGAUUCCGAACCAGGGAAACACAGGACUAUAAAUGCUGGCCUUCCUAUAGCCACCUAGGAUGUUUGCUCUCUGUUCAUAAUGCAGAGGAAGCUGCAGGAAUCUGUAAUUCCCAGCCACAGUGCCAAAGUUUUAUAGUCACUCAGCAGAGAACAUGGACAGGGCGCCCACUUGCCUCAUUUCGAAGUCAUUUGCCAGACUUAAUACCAGACGCUAAUGCUGCCAUCUACAUUAAACGAUCUGCUUCCUCAAGGGAAAAACUUUAAAGAGGGCGAGAUCACACAAAGUGAUCUGGGGAGGAAUCACUGGGGAGAAUUCCAUCGACUGAAAGGAGUGACAUAUUUUAUUUUGCUUUAGGAGGUGAGCUCUGUGCCAGCUUAGAUUGUAUCACAUAGGGCUGCCUCCUUGAUCAAAGCCAAGAUUCCCUACAGCACAACACUCCCCACCACACAGCCGUGCUCCCAGACUCAGCCCUUCCUUGUAAACAUUCCCAAUUUUAGUUGAAAUAUUGCUAGAAUCUCCCGUACUUCAGCUUGUUGCUCAAGGAACCAACCUGUCAGCCAAGAAAUAGAAAUGGCCCCAAGGGACACAUGCACUGGACCUAGUUAGUUCAUCAGUCUUUGAAAACCCAUGAAUAAUGCACCUUCAGAGAGCACAGAGCUCCCAGUUUUGACGAGGGCUCCUUCCACAGCUGCCAAAAGGGAUUUAGUAACACUGUAAAUGGGAAGCUCUGUUCUUCAGUGUUUGGAUUCAGAUUCAAAAUGUAAGGGGGGGAAGGGCUGUUCAGAGCAAGGGUGUUGUUCAGCUCAUUGUAGGGGUGAGGGAGAUGGAUGUUUAGCUCAGAACCAGGGGGUCCCUUUACAGAGCAGGUGUUGCCCAGUUUAGAUCUUGAUCCAAAAUCUGGGCCUGAUGGUGUGCAUUUUGAACUGGUUUCUCAUCUACGAACCUUGGAGGUUGUUGGGUUUUACUUUCAGUGAAAGAAAUUUUGCUGAGCAAAAUGUUCAAUAUAUUUAUGUAUGAAGUUCUGUCCAGUAAAGAAUGGUUAUAUUUAUUCUGAA